Messenger RNA from Polypterus senegalus (gray bichir), 2897 nucleotides. RefSeq names its product protein CutA homolog. Bases 95 to 1801 code for a protein of 568 amino acids. Lineage: Eukaryota; Metazoa; Chordata; Cladistia; Polypteriformes; Polypteridae. Gene Ontology annotation, molecular function: copper ion binding; DNA binding. Gene Ontology annotation, cellular component: nucleus. Gene Ontology annotation, biological process: response to metal ion. The transcript has 2 exons. The record is from RefSeq and is a predicted model, not a curated record.
CUUUACGGCAACACCGAGGUAGGCGGGGCUAGGAAGGGACGUGAAGGAGCGCCAUCACAGACCGCUGCACGCUGCAGGCAGUGCGAUUGUAAUCAUGACUAGAAAGAGGCACAUGGAUGCGAAGAGGGCACGGCCGAUGCGGAAACGCACGAGAAUUGAUUUAGAGAAGAAAAUGAAAAUGAUAACAAAAUUCGAAGAUGGACAAAAGUUGACGGCGGUAGCGCGAGAAUUCGGUCUGGCAGUAUCAACAGUGUGUACGAUUGUAAAGGAUGCCGCCCGUAUUAAAGAACACGUGAAAGGAUCUGCACCUUUAAAAUCAACAGUAAUAACCAAACAACGUUCAGGUGCUAUUUAUGAAAUGGAAAAAAUAUUAAUAAGCUGGAUAGAAGAUCAAAACCAAAAAAAUCUUCCGUUAAGUCCGAUGAUUAUUCAGACAAAAGCCAGAAGUCUUUAUGGAGAGAUAAAGGGAACAUUUUCCGAUGGUUCUCAGUCAUUUUUGGCAAGCAGUGGUUGGUUUCAUCGUUUUAAGAAUCGUGCUGGUCUUCAUAACAUGAAAACGUCUUGUGAUGCUGCUAGUGGUGAUACAGCCGAAGCUGAAACGUUUUCCGACUUGUUAAAAGAAAUAAUCCGAGAAGGAGGUUAUUUGCAGCAACAAAUUUUCAAUGUUGAUGAAACUGGAUUGUUUUGGAAAAAAAUGCCAUCUCGCACUUAUAUUUCUGCAGAAGAAAGAAUAACCCCAGGGCUCAAAGCUGGAAAAGACAAACUGACUGUUUUGCUGGGAUGUAAUGCUUCUGGUUGCUGUAAGCUUAAACCACUGAUUGUCUAUCAUUCGGAAAAUCCACGCACGUUGAAGGGCAUAAGUAAGGCAACUCUCCCCGUUUAUUUUCGUUCAAAUCCAAAGACAUGGGUUACUGUUGACAUUUUUGAGGACUGGUUUGUUAACUGUUUCAUCCCUGAAGUUGAGAAAUAUUGUAGAGAAAAUGGCAUUCCAUUCAAGAUUUUGCUUAUUCUUGAUAAUGCACCUGGUCACCCUGCUCAUUUAGAUGAUUUUCAUCCAAAUGUUAAAGUGUUGUUCCUUCCACCGAGCACCACUUCACUCGUCCAGCCGAUGGAGCAGGGUCUCACUGAAAACUUCAAGGCAUAUUAUUUGCGCACAACUUUUGCUCAGGCAGUGGCUGCUAUUGACAGAAAUCCCAAUCUGUCAGUCAGAGAAUUUUGGCAAUCCUACAGUCUUUACCAUGGCAUUCUGAACAUCGCAAAGGCCUGGCAAGAGCUUUCACCGAACUGCUGUGUUUCCGUUUGGAAAAGAAUGUGCCCGCAGUUUUUGCGUGGCUUCAAAGGUUUUGAAAAGGAUGAGACGUUUGAGGGAGUGGCAGACAAAAUUGUAAAGCUUGCUGAGGAAUUGGAUUUAGAAGUUGAUAAAAACGAUGUUGAAGAACUGAUUGAAUCACACGGAGAGGAAUUAACAGACGAAGAGCUUCUUGAAUUGGAAGCAGCUAAAGAUGCAACAGACGUUCAAGCUGUGGCGUUGGAAGAGCCAGAAGAGAAGCCGAAAUGUUUCAUAGCUGAAGAAAUGUCGAUUGCAUUUCGUGAGAUUGCAUCAGGAAUGGCCCGAUUAGAAAAAAUGGAUCCCAAUGCCUCGCGAUUCUUGAAAGUCCAGAGGGGGGUGGAUGAGUCGUUAGCCUGUUAUCGAGAGAUUUAUGAGGAGAAGAAAAGGGCAAUUGCCCUAAACAGCAGGAUAAGCAUACAAAAUGUACGGACAAAGUCGGAAGAUUUUGAACUGAAUGUGUCUGAAAAGUAAAACUGAUCACUCCGAAGAAUCUGCGUUAGUAACACCGCUAAAGAAGACUCAUUUAGAAAAAAAAUAAAUGAAUUAAUAUGGGGAUAUCUGAUUUUAAAGUUCACGAGUGAAAGGGUACAUUCUCAGCUGUGAUGUGAACCUUUUAGCAGAUGGGAGUUUCGGUUAGAAUCCCACGUAAUGGAGCUCUCACCAUGAGUUGUGAACCUUGGCUUUGGAAUGGCAAGAAGAUCUUUGUAUGUCACAGAUUGUAUAUGGCAAGCAGCAACAACAAUUAUGUGGAGUUAGAAUUAAUGGCUUUGUAAAUCUGCACCACAACUUUGAAGAUGACUUAAAUCAGUGUAGUCUAGCUAAAUUUGUUUUAUUCGUGGUCUCUUCAGCAGCCUUGUGAACCGGUCGUAUAUAGAUGAUCAUGUAUAUUUGUCAGAUAACAACGCAUUCAUAUUAGAAAUGGUAUCAGAGGCACGAUUGGGCCUUUGGUAAAGUAAAUCAAAUGAUAAUCUCGGGCACUUUUCAUUUCUUAUUGUCCAUAGGUGUACACAAAUGUAUGUUUACCGUAUCUCUCCUAGGGGUUAAAAUGUUCCUCGGACAGUGUCUAAAAGUCUAGAAUAAACCAGCCCUGGACUGAUCACUAAUCUGUCAAGAGUCCAUUUGAACUGUUCACCUUACUUUUGACUUUAGUGACAAAAAAAACAGAAUCUCCAAAGAAAGGGAGAAGAAACAAACUCCCAAGAAAUAGAAGUAUAGCCAAUAACUGAAGUAGGGCUAAAUCACCAGAACAUAAAGGUGUGGAGCCCCUACUAUCCCAUCAAAGCAACUACCUCUGCCUGAAGUUAUUACUGAACCUUUCUCUGAAUAACCAUCUGUUUGGAAAAUAAUCGAUCAUUCUUCUUAAAUGUUAUUGUUCAGUACUUGUGUUCAACAAUGAUUUAAGUUUUUUGUAAUAUUAUGGUAAGCAAUUAAGCAACAUGAGGCUAGUGAGCAUAUAGGUUGCAGAAUCGUUCUUUUUAAUUAUAAUUUUCUAUCUUUCAGUGGCAAAAGCAAACAAUACAAUGUCUAUGUUUAACACCAAAGGAAUAAAAUAUAAUGAAAAAUGCAA